Exserohilum turcica Et28A is the source of this 1228-nucleotide messenger RNA. RefSeq lists its product as uncharacterized. The transcript has a single exon. The coding region runs from base 380 to 1228 and encodes 282 amino acids. NCBI's taxonomy places the organism in Eukaryota, Fungi, Ascomycota, Dothideomycetes, Pleosporales, Pleosporaceae. The record is from RefSeq and is a predicted model, not a curated record.
GCAGCACAUCAUUUCCCUCGGCCCUCGUUGCGCGUUCGAAGGAAUAUCGCUAUCGGCCCGCCUGCAUGGUAGCAUGCCCUUUUGGCCACCCAACAGUCACUCCGAUAGCAGGCCCACUACCGCUGGAUAACUAGCGUUCCACGUCUACAGGUGCCCUGUGCACACACGAUGCACCUUCUCAAGACCAUACGAAACACAUCGAUUAUUUCCCCACGGCCUGCAUCCUUCACUCCGUUGUCUAUUUAGCAGAUCGGAUUGCUUCCAUCUUUGGACCCUCUCGCCUGCUUGGAAGUCUCCAAGGCAACCACGCGUCGUCAGCUGACGCCACCGACAUAUCAAUACACUUCGACCCUGUGCUGGACCGCAAAAACUCCUGACUAUGGAUUUCUCAAAUAGCGCCUUUCGGACAGCACCAACUUCCAAAGUCUCAGACGACGUCAUGUCUCACGCAAACCUCGUCAUGGCGUGUAGAUGGGGGUGGACUAGUUCGCCAGAUGCAGAUGGCGGUGGCGCAAACUCACCCUCCGCCACCUCGACCCAACCCUCUUCAUCCGCCUCCACAUUCAACAAUGUACGUUCAAAACGAUUUGCGCCGUGUCAAGGGCGCCUCUACCACCAGCUCCUGUGCUCGCAUCGUAUCCGGACAGAUCUGGUCGAGGACUGUGGCGCAAACUGUGUCGAGCCCUACGGAAAUGCUGUAGGAGCUGCCUUUAUCUGUCACGAAUGCAUUCAAGGCGAGGCGGCCAAGAUAUGGGGAGAGCGCCAGGCCCAACACAACGCCUUGUACCCACGGAUGGAGCAGAUGACACAAGAGCAGUAUGACCAAUGGUACGCCGAACACCAACAGUUGGAGGCAGACUUUUCCCGUGACCAGCAAGUCUACGAGAUGGAGCUCAAGGCUAAGACGCGCCCAAGCAACAUUUGCUCUGCCAUGGAGGCCAGUAAAGAGGAGAUGGAGUUUGCAAAUGAGCUCGACUGUCUGUCACUGUCAUUGAUGGCGUCCAACACCUCGACAGCCGAUCAAGCGCCGCCUCAGAUUCAGGGCCGGACUCGCACAAGUUUGGCAACAGAUCCAGAAGAGCAGUUACAUUGGGAUCUGAACACUCUAGCGCUGGAUCGUGGAUCCUGCGGUAUCGAAUACUCUGCAUCACACCCAAGCAGCGGUGUAAAUUCUACCCGACAGCUAGAUACAGACAAGCUGUGGAGGAAACCGCGAAACUUAGACUAA